Messenger RNA from Leptinotarsa decemlineata (Colorado potato beetle), 643 nucleotides. RefSeq lists its product as uncharacterized. The record is from RefSeq and is a predicted model, not a curated record. Lineage: Eukaryota; Metazoa; Arthropoda; Insecta; Coleoptera; Chrysomelidae.
UUCACUUGGACUUGUUUCUUGUGAAUUGAUUAAAUCUAUAAAAGAUUGUUGUACAUUUUAUUAAGUAGUACUCGCUCAACCAGUUGAGGUUAUGGCCCAACGGUACUUCUUGCUUGUUGAGUUCAUCCAGUUGCGAAUUUAGUAGUGGCUCGAGAGUGAUAUCAAUAUCAACAAACAAUGUUCAUCUUUUUGGCACUGACCCUCUUAAUUGCAUCAAUUUCCGCUGACGAGCUAUCGGAUUGCAAAUGUCAGGAAGGUUUCACCCCACAGAAAGAUGAAAUCGACGGAGUCAAUUGUCAUGGGGUAGUUUUGAAGUCGAUUUUGCCAUGCAAUAUCGUUUUCAAACCAGAUUGCGAGUGUGGAGAUGACGCUACCAGUGUGGUCCAGGACUCAUCAGGUACUUGGUGUGGACGGUUCACAGACGGGAAAGAAGAUAAACGAUGGGAAUGUGAAAACAAGGAAGACUGGGAUGCAUUUUACUUGAAACAUCCUGAAGAAAAACCAAAAUCUCCAAACUGAAACUGCAAUAUGAAUUGUUUCGAAAUGUUUGAGUCGAUAUCGAAAUGUGGCUUCAGCAGUUAUUUAUUUAUUUAUUCAUAUUUGCAGUAAGUGCUUUCCACACGAAUAAAUGUAUAACCGAUUC